GUGUUUCUUGGUGAACUCUUUUGUAGUUUACUCGGGGGAAAAUAAUGCCAUAGACCCCACGCACACACUGUUCUGUUCAUUCGUGUCGGCUCGCAUUUCAAGCUUUAGCGCCAAUAUUCAGCUUCCGUUCAUUCCACGCAUUUCUCGUUCGUCCGAUUCGUCGUUCUGCAUUCCAUUUCCUUUUAAAUUUUACAUUUUCAAAUUCUUUUUGCAGCUUAAAAUUUAAAGAAUUUGAAAAGCUCACUCAGUUCUCGCUCGCGAUUUUCUCACUCUCUCGUCCGACGCUCGCAAUACUCGCUACGACCCUCGCUCUACUCUCUCUGUCUCACGCGCAGUGGUGCAGAGCGUCUCUCAUCUCUGCGAUUUAGAUCUUUGUUAGACAAGCACUGGAUAGUGAUCUGAAAUCAUCGUUGAAAUUUUUCUGCCUUUUAUUUCAAGACAUGUAUGGUUAAUAUUGGACAGCUGAAAUGAGAUGCAAUGCAUGCUGGCGAGAAGUAGAAGGGCGAGCCAUUUCCACAACUUGUGGUCACCUAUUAUGCACAGAUGAUGCCAAUAAGAUACUCAGCAAUGAUGGAGCAUGUCCUAUUUGUGAUCAAGUCCUUUCAAAGAGUCUCAUGAAACCCGUGGACGUCAAUCCCAAUGAUGAAUGGGUCAAUAUGGCCAUGGCAGGGGUAUCUCCACAGAUAUUGAUGAAGAGUGCAUAUAGAAGUGUGAUGUUCUACUUGGGGCAAAAAGAACUGGAGAUGCAGUUUAAGAUGAACAAGAUUGUUGCUCAAUGCCGGCAGAAAUGUGAGAUGAUGCAAGAGAAGUUUACAGAAAAAAUAGAACAGGUACAUACUGCUUACCAAAAGAUGGCCAAGAAGUGCCAGAUGAUGCAACAGGAAAUUGAGAGCUUAACCAAGGACAAUCAAGAACUUCAGGAAAAAUUUGCUGAAAAGUCCAGGCAGAAGAGAAAAUUGGAUGAAAUGUAUGACCAGCUGAGGAAUGAGUAUGACUCGGUGAAGCGAUCUGCCAUACAGCCUGCAGACAACUUUUAUUCCAGAAAUGAGCAUGAUUUGUUCUCGAACCCACCUAAUAUAAUGGAUGGCAGAGAAAUGGGCAGAAAAGGUGGGCUGGUAUUCACUCCUGCCACUCCAGGACCAAGAGAGGAUGUCUGGCCAGCAAGGCAGAAUAGCAACAACUCUGGUCACUUUGAUCUGUCCGUCGGCUCACCAGCGAAACAAACAGUCAUUGCAGGGGAUGCUGGAAACAGAAGGGCUGGUGCUCAUCCUGUUUUUGGACCUGGUGCUACUAAUAACCCAUCCAUGACUUUGAGGAACUUAAUACUGUCUCCAAUAAAGCGGCCUCAGCUCUCACGUAACCGCCCCCAACUAUUCACGUUGUAGGCACAAAGGAGGAGGCUAACCUUCUAUAAUAUCAGGAAAAACGAAUCUAAAGUUUGCACAAAUCAGUUUGUAGUUUGCGUGAUGUGCUAAUGAUAUUUUAGACUUCCGUUUCUAUUUCUUACCUCAAACUCCUAUAGAUGAAGAGCUGCUAACAUGAACAAUUUAUAUAUCAUUUUAGUUCCCUAGCUUCAAUCUGUAGAUAGAUAAUUCCCAGCGUAUUAUAUGGUGAUUGGAGAAAACUCAAAGUGAAUACCCUUAAACUAAACUAAGUAUGAGGCCGCUGCCCCAUUUGGUUACUUGUAGCAAAGAAUGAAAGCAGGCUUCUUCUUUCUUA
Molecule: messenger RNA, 1719 nt
Organism: Glycine soja
Lineage: Eukaryota; Viridiplantae; Streptophyta; Magnoliopsida; Fabales; Fabaceae
Product: E3 ubiquitin-protein ligase CCNB1IP1 homolog
Exons: 11
Coding region: 468-1385 (305 amino acids)
Biological process (GO): chiasma assembly
Source: RefSeq, a predicted model, not a curated record